Belonocnema kinseyi is the source of this 633-nucleotide messenger RNA. RefSeq lists its product as uncharacterized. Gene Ontology annotation, biological process: detection of chemical stimulus involved in sensory perception of smell; sensory perception of smell. Lineage: Eukaryota; Metazoa; Arthropoda; Insecta; Hymenoptera; Cynipidae. Bases 1 to 633 code for a protein of 210 amino acids. Gene Ontology annotation, molecular function: odorant binding; olfactory receptor activity. The record is from RefSeq and is a predicted model, not a curated record. Gene Ontology annotation, cellular component: plasma membrane. The transcript is spliced from 5 exons.
AUGGAUCUGCCUCUUAUAGAACCAGGAAUUGAUCCUUUCAUAGAUGAGGCAGAGCUUGUCUUGCAAGUUUUUCCUCAGUUGAUGAACUUUCUCCUACCACUGAAUGAAUCGCGACCCAGGAAAGCGUUGUUCCCCACAGAAUAUUAUAUAGACGUGGAAAAUAAUUUUUAUUACAUCUUCAUACAUGGUUACAUCUCCACUACUGUUUCUGCACUUAUUUUUGUGGGCGUGGAUACGUUUUUCAUAGUAGUUUUUCAGCACGCCUGUGGAAUUUAUGAAAUUUUAGGAUUUAAAUUAAAGAGUAUUUUGAACAAUGUUAUCUAUAAUUCUAUAAACAAUGAAGAUAAACUACAAGACGAUAUUAAUGUGGAGAUUAAAUUUUGUGUCCGGAAUCACAGAAGGAUUAUAAAAUUCGCGAAUGAUAUCUGUGAUUGCUUUUCAACUUGUUUCUUUGUGACCUUGGCUCUCAAUAUGUUAAUUCUAAGUGUCACAGGGGUUCAGACAGUGAUGAAGUUAGAUCGACUGUUUGAAACCAUCAGGUUUAUGACUUUUACUAUUUGCCAGAUGUUUCAUCUCUUCUACCUUAGUGUGCCUUGUCAACAAUUGAUUGAUGUCAGCUCUGGCAUUGAUUGA